GAGGAGGCUCUUCUGAGGCUGCUGCCAGUGGUCAAAGCCUCCAACAAAUCUCUGCUGAGUGUCUGUGAACUUUCAGAGAAGAGCUGUAAAGAUCUGUCUUCAGUUCUCAGCUCCUUGUCCUCUAGUUUAAGAGAGCUGGACCUGAGUAUCAACACCCUGGAAGAUUUAGGCGUCCAGCUUCUGUCUGACGCAUUGAAGAGCAAACAUUGUAAACUGAAUACACUGAUACUGAGUCUCUGUAACCUCUCAGAGAGAAGCUGUGAAACUAUUUCUUGUGGACUGCAGAAUCUAAACUGCAAGCUGAUUACUCUGAGGCUGAUGGACUGUAAUCUGUCAGAUGGAAGCUGUGAAGCUCUGUCCUUAGUUCUCAACUCCCAGUCAUCUAGUCUUAGAGAGCUGGACCUGAGUAACAGCAACCUGCAUGAUUCAGGCGUGAAGCCUCUGUCUGUAGGAAUACAGAGUCCACAGUGUACACUGGAAACACUCAGACUGAAUGGCUGUUUCCUGUCAGAGAGGAGCUGUGAAGCGUUGUCCUCAGUUCUCCGCUCCCAGACCUCUAGUUUGAGAGAACUAAACCUGAGUAACAAUAACCUGCAGGAUUCAGGCAUGAAGCUUCUCUCUGCUGCAGUGGAGAGUCUACAAUGUAACCUCAAAACUCUCAGUCUGUCAGGUUGUCUGAUCACAGAAGAAGGUUGUACUUCUCUGGCCUCAGCUCUGAGCUCCAAUCCCUCCCAUCUCAGAGAGCUGGACCUGAGCUACAAUCAUCCAGGAGAUUCAGGAACGAAGCUGCUGUCAGCUGGACUAAAGAAUCCACGCUGGAGACUGGACACUCUCAGGGUGGAGCCUGCUGGAGUCCAAUGGUUGAGACCAGGUCUGAUCAUCAUCAAAGUGUCAAUCAACGAACAGAUGUUGGAUCAAUAA
Oreochromis aureus is the source of this 921-nucleotide messenger RNA. Its product is annotated as ribonuclease inhibitor-like. Lineage: Eukaryota; Metazoa; Chordata; Actinopteri; Cichliformes; Cichlidae. The record is from RefSeq and is a predicted model, not a curated record. The transcript has 8 exons. Gene Ontology annotation, molecular function: protein binding. Bases 319 to 921 code for a protein of 200 amino acids.